CCACCCCCACCCCAUCAGUGGACCAGUUGAUGAAACAAAGCAUUUCAUCACUCGUUUGACUCAUUUGUUGACAGUUUGUGACACAAGUGAGUGAAGGGUUGCCGUGAAGUGAUGGCCAUUGGACUGACUACUGGUCAACACCAGACACGUGUCCACUCACCCACACAACCAAACGCGUGCCAAACAGUCGGUGACAAUCAAUUGGUGUCCACAAUGACCAUCAGUUCGGAGCCAUCGCUGGUGGAGACGGAAGCGGUCGCCAGAGAACUGUUCACUCAGUUUACAAGAGAACAGUUGACUCACGAGGGGAUCAGCCCUUCAGAGUUUGACCAACAGAUCCAGGAGUUGAGUUCCAACGGAUAUAACAUAUCGAGUCCUCUAAUGGUUUCUGUGGGAAGAGAUCUGAGAAGAAUAUCCGAAGCAUUCGCUCGAAGCACAGAAAGGGCUGAAGUGAGGGAACGGGCCUUUCGGAUUAACUUCAGAGACCUGACGCGAGAAGAGUUUAAUUCUCUAUUGAGUGAACUCUUUCUCAACGGAAACAUAAGUCGCGAGCGAAUCGUUGUUCUCUUCUUCUUCUGCUCUGAUCUGGCGGUCAAUGCCUUCACCAACGGUUCCAUCGCUUACUUCAAACGACUCAUCCAAUGGUCAUUGAGUUAUAUAUUUAAUCAUAUUUGCCUUUGGGUUCAGAGACAAGGCGGAUGGGAGAUAGUAUUGGGUUCUUAUGUGCCCCGACUGGCCAUCACUGUGUUUGCUCUCAUGGGUUGUCUAGCGUUUGGCAUUUAUAUAAAACGAUCUCUUUUUUAAUUAAUUUUUUUUAUUGUUUUGUAACAAACUAUUAUGAUCUCUAAGUACAGUAUAAGCAAAUUAUUGCCG
Molecule: messenger RNA, 873 nt
Organism: Oppiella nova
Lineage: Eukaryota; Metazoa; Arthropoda; Arachnida; Sarcoptiformes; Oppiidae
Source: the annotation of a GenBank genome assembly